Molecule: messenger RNA, 1230 nt
Organism: Prosopis cineraria
Lineage: Eukaryota; Viridiplantae; Streptophyta; Magnoliopsida; Fabales; Fabaceae
Product: protein CONSERVED IN THE GREEN LINEAGE AND DIATOMS 27, chloroplastic
Exons: 7
Coding region: 151-1083 (310 amino acids)
Source: RefSeq, a predicted model, not a curated record
UCAAAUGAAAACUCUAAAAUCAAUAAAUCUUCGCUAUGAAUUUGUGAGCUUAACAUCGUCUUCCUCCGCCUUCCUAACAAGAAUUGAAUGAGAUUUGGUACCAGAACGCAACCCUGCAACACUACAAUCGCUUAAAUUCCAUAGAAGUAAAUGCUCAGACUCAAUGUUUACUGCUCUUUAAUACCAAGUGCGAGGCAAGUCAGACCAGGAAGCAGCUAUGGCUCGUUGAUCAUCCAUAAUCACAGAGCUUCCAAGCUGUCUCAGCUGAUAUCCAUAAAGGCCAUUAAAGAUGAGAUGGAUGGAGAAACAAGCAGAUCUCCAGGACGCAGUUGGGAUCCUGGGCUAGAAAUUGAGGUCCCUUUCGAGCAGAGACCGGUAAACGAGUAUUCAUCUCUGAAGAGUAGUGUGCUGUAUUCAUGGGGCGAACUGGGACCAGGGUCCUUCUUCCUUCGCCUAGGAGGGCUCUGGCUAGUGGUGUUCACAGUCCUUGGAGCGCCAAUCGCUGCUGCGAGCUUUAAUCCUUCUAAAGACCCUGUAAGAUUCAUACUAGCUUCUGGAACAGGAACACUCUUCAUUGUAUCAUUGAUUGUCUUAAGGAUUUAUCUGGGAUGGAGUUAUGUUGGUGACCGACUUCUCUCAGCAGUCAUUCCUUAUGAAGAAAGUGGAUGGUAUGAUGGGCAAAUGUGGGUGAAGCCGCCUGAGAUCCUGGCUCGUGAUAGACUAUUGGGCUCUUACAAGGUUAAACCAGUUAUUAAACUGCUGAAGCAAACGUUAGUGGGGAUAGGAGCAUUACUUGUUACUGGAGCCACGUUGUUUAUCUUUGCUACACCAGUGGAAAACUUAAUACAAACCUCCUUUGCCACAAAGGAAGAUGCAUCAAAUUUUCGAGAUCCAAAAGUCAGUACAAAGUUCAACUUAAGAAAAGACGAGUUACUGAAACUGCCAGUAGAGGUGAUAGCUGAUGAUGAUCUAGCAGCUGCUGCUGCUGAGGCUGCUGAUGGAAGACCCGUCUACUGCAGGGACAGAUUUUAUCGAGCAUUGGCAGGUGGCCAGUACUGCAAAUGGGAGGAUCUACUCAAGUGAAGCCAAAAAUAACAUGCACAUCAACCAAUUUCAAUUUGUUAAAGCAGCUUAUGAUUUCUCACUCCGUUAGUUAAAAAGAACCAUUUAAAGGCGUUUGAUAGAUUAUAAAUGCAACCAUAUGUUGAAAUAGAAUGCCCAGUUUUGCAA